UAGAUUUCAAGAAAGAAAUAUCCACCAAAUGACUUCAAAAGCUGCAUGCCAGAGAGGACUUAAUGAGUCUUGUAAUUCAGACAGAUCUAGAAGCUUUGAUGAGAAGGAGAAGAGGUAUAAGACAAUUCUGAAUAACUCUGCAUCUUCAGAGAGAGGAUUUGCUCCUGUUCAAGGUAAAUCAGGCAGCAAACUCAGUUUUCACUCUCCAAAUAGAGGCUAUGGAUCGCCUUUUGGAUUUAGUAAUAAGAUUUAUGGAGGGAUGAAUUAUGGUAUGGCAGACCCUGAUAUGAAAGUAAAAUCUACCACUAAUGAAAUCUCAGAUAAAGGUUCAAAUUAUUUGCCGGACCAGUAUGCUCAUGCCAUCCAGAGAGGAGAUAAGAUGAAUCCCAGUACUUUUCCAUGUUUGAAUAUUAAUAACGAUGACUUGAUGGACAAAUUUGAUAGUGACAGUAGUUCAGUUAACAGUGAAGAAGCUAUUUGAGUUCCAAAAGAAUUUGUAAAAUAAUGAUUUCUUAAGCAGUCAAGGAAUCAAUCAUAACUUCAUUAGUACAGAUAAUGAACAGAUAAAGUUUUACAGCUAUCUCUCAGGUCCUCCAUUUCACGGAACUCUACCAGGGAAUGAAUUUAUGAUGCAAAAUAUUCAUCCUCCCUUAUUUAGACACUAUCCUCUCUUACCUCCUGGUCCUCCAAUAAUGCAAAAUGUCCCAAUGACUCAAAAAAAAUGAAAAAGAUGAUCAAAGGAAUCUUCCUAAGGCUUUGCCAGAAUCUUUAAAAAUCAGCCAAAGAGACAAGGUUGUUUCAUUUAAGAAAAGUACAGAUCAGACUGAUGAAAAUCUUGAGUCUCAAACCAAACAGCUAGCGAACCCUCAGCGUUUACCAGUAGCAGAGAAAUCCACUAAAAGAUGAAGCGGAGUUAAACAGAAACAAGUUGAGAAAACAAGGUCUCCAGUGCAGACUCAAAUCUUAUCGCUCAAAUCUAAACAAACUGAAGAAGAGAAAAAGCAAAACUCUGUGAAUGAGCUUGAUGCGAAGUCUCCAGAGAAGAAGGAUGCCAAGCAAAUUCCAACUGAUGAUCCAAUGAAGGAGGUACAGCCAGACACCCAAUCUGUGAAGAAAGAUUUAAAUAAGCCUCUGAAUGAUUUUAAGAAGCAGAAGGAUAAAAAUACCUCAUUGUUUUCAGACAGAAGUGAUUCUGACUACAAAUUAAACAACCUGUCUGUUUCCGAAGAGAAUGGCAAAAGCUCAGUGGUCUACAUAAGUUCUAGGGAGAGCCCAAAUAAUAUUGAAAGUGGGGACUCCGACUAUGCUCCUAGCGAGGAGAAGGACAAGAAGUUCUUCAAGAGCUCAUUUUCUCAAGAAGUGUCACUCAAGACACUCAAGAAUCAAGAAAAUGGAGGUCCCAAGAAAUAAGAAGCAGAGACAAGAUAACUCAAAUAAGAAGAGGAGUCAGAACAACUCAGCUAAGAAUGAUAGACCUAAGAACCAGAAUGAUAAAUCAGAGGACAUGAGAAAAUGCAAAAUUUGUGGGAGAGAGUUCUCCCGCCAAGGUCUCGGAGGUCAUAUGUCAAGAGCUCAUCCAGGGCAAAGCACCGAAUAUAGACAGAAGAAGCAAACUAGGAACGGGAGACAAGAUAAGCUCCGCCUUCUACGUAAGGCCCAGAGGGUGUACAGAGUCAGAGACAAGUGCCCAAAUAUUAAAGGGACUGAUAUGAACAGAACUAAGUUAAACAAGAUCCGUGACCAAAUCAAGCAGUGGAUGAAUGAACACCCAGGAAUGGACUAUGAUACUUACGAAGAAGGAGGCAUAUAAUUUAAU
Moneuplotes crassus is the source of this 1816-nucleotide messenger RNA. The record is from the annotation of a GenBank genome assembly. Lineage: Eukaryota; Ciliophora; Spirotrichea; Euplotida; Euplotidae.